CUAACGAUCCUAACGUUCAAACUCAGUAUCCACAAGACCCCCAGGGGCAAACAGUUUAUCAGGCGCAGCAAAUUCCGCAACAACAGCAACAGUAUGCACAACCACAACAGGCACAAUAUUCAAAUAAUGAUCCUAAUGUUCAAACUCAAUACCCACAAGAUCCCCAGGGGCAAUCUGCUUAUCCUCCACAGCAAAUUCCACAACAGCGACAGUAUGCACAACCACAACAACCACAAUAUUCAACUAAUGAUCCUAAUGCUCAAACUCA
This is a messenger RNA of Dentiscutata heterogama, 268 nucleotides long. NCBI's taxonomy places the organism in Eukaryota, Fungi, Glomeromycota, Glomeromycetes, Diversisporales, Gigasporaceae. The record is from the annotation of a GenBank genome assembly.